Messenger RNA from Pedinophyceae sp. YPF-701, 1812 nucleotides. The record is from the annotation of a GenBank genome assembly. Lineage: Eukaryota; Viridiplantae; Chlorophyta; Pedinophyceae.
AUGCAGCGCAGCGUCGAGGCGCUGCUGCGGGACCUUCAGGCGGUGCAGCAUGAACCAACGCACGCCGCGCUUGCUCUCAGUGAGCGGGCAGCGGCUGACCUCGUCGCGGUCUUGAAGUCCCUCGAUCUGCUGCCAUCGGUCGUGAUCGGGCGUGGGCGCAUCAUUGUCACAGAGGCGCACCUCAGGGAGGAAGUUCUGGUCGCCGCGGAGCGUGCCGGAGGACGUUGCAGCGUGGAUGAGAUAGCAGAUAGUUUGGAGCUUGACAGAGACGCGGUGCUGCGAGCAGUCGACCAGAUCGGGCGAGAGGGGACGCAGCUCAUCGAGAACGGUGGAGAACUGAUCACGCAGGCAGCAUGGGAGAGGCUUGGGCGCGAGGCGCGCCACUUCCUUCACCUGAGAGGCGGCGCGAUACCAGUGCCGACGGUGUGCGCGAAGCUGAAGCUGACCGUCGGCCUGACGAUGACGCUGCUGGAGCAGCAGGUGCAGCUGAGUGUGCGGGACGGGUGGGUGUACUCUGAUGCGCACCGUCAAGGCCAAGAAGCGCGGGUCCGUGGUGCGCUGCGGGGCUGUCUUCGCCCGACGAGGCGACACAGCAAAGUGGAUCCCACCGGCCGGAUCGCGACCGAGUUGGUGCGGCGGGGCGAUGUCGCAGGCAGUCUCGCCGAACACGUCUACACGCCCAAGGUCUGGGCUUCGCUGCUCAGGGACAUCGUCAGUGCAGCAGCUACGAAUCAGACAUCCGAGGGCGUGCGGCUCCGCCACGCCUCCAUCCACGACACACAGCUGCAUGCAGCGUUCGAGGGGCUGAGCGACGACCUCGAACAACACGGAUGCGCGGACAUUGCGGCCAUGCUCCCAAGUUAUUUAUCCCCCGAGGAUCUGCGAUGUGCGAUCGAUCUCUGGCGAGCACGCGAAUCGCCUGGAGACGGAGUACUUGUCACCGGGUCGUGUGUGGUUGUCAGCCGCGUCAAGCUGGAGCAACACCGCAGCCGCCUCCUCCAGGAAGCGCGAACGGCGGCCGAUCUCGUGAUGAGAGACUCUCGCACACAGACGCCUCGUUCCGGGGACGUGGAUGGCAGCGCACCGUCCUGCAGGCCUGUCACAAAAGACAAUCCUGUGCCGACCGCACCACCUGCGGAAGCGGUGAAUGACGCUUGGGUGGAACGCCGGUUGCUCGAAGAGUGGCCCGCUUUGCGGACGCUCGCCCGGAGCGCGGUGCGCGGCCUGGUCUCCGACUUGGCAGUGGACGUCGUGGCGAGGUUUGAGCAGCGCCUCCAGGAGCUGAGGGACCACGCAAAGGCCGUGGGCAAGCAGCGAGGAGCGUUGUGCGAGAAGAUUCAAGGACUGUGGGCAACUUUCGUGUUUCAUCUCGAGGGGCUCAUGGCUGCGGACCUACCUCAAGAUCUGCGAGCGGCACUCGAAGACCAUCUGCUGCAGACCAAAGCCGAAGGCAUUGCCGCGUCGCUUGGGAUACUCUGGACUCUUGGUGCCACGGAUCGGGAUAGGUUGUGCGGAGAAGGAAGGCUGGAGCGCUUCACAUCCAUGACAGAUCCGCAGGAAAGGACUUCCUGCGAGGAGGUCCUUCGAACGAUGGCGCAGCACGCGGCUCGCCCCGUCCCGACAGAACUUCACGACCUCCUGUCUUCUCGCGUGGGAGAUAGCGAUGCUUUCGCGUCGCGCGUCCGUGUUGUCGCGACCGCGAUGGAUGUACUGCUUGAUACCGCCACUGGAUCCUCCCGAGGUGUUCGCGCAGCAGACGACAUGAAACAGGCAGAGGCCCGUCGCCCGUGCAGUGUCCGCGCCGGUCGAUGA